Phycodurus eques (leafy seadragon) is the source of this 1760-nucleotide messenger RNA. It is a transcript of the gene pnpla1, whose product is annotated as patatin-like phospholipase domain containing 1. The transcript has 9 exons. Lineage: Eukaryota; Metazoa; Chordata; Actinopteri; Syngnathiformes; Syngnathidae. Gene Ontology annotation, biological process: lipid homeostasis; triglyceride catabolic process. The record is from RefSeq and is a predicted model, not a curated record. Gene Ontology annotation, molecular function: triacylglycerol lipase activity. Gene Ontology annotation, cellular component: lipid droplet; membrane; cytoplasm. Bases 102 to 1520 code for a protein of 472 amino acids.
AUCUAUGAGCUAGAGUUUUUUUCUUUUUUUGGGGGGGGGCCACUCCUUGACCACUUUAACAUUGAAAUAGAGUUAAGAGUUUUUAAAUUGACUGGCGUAAAAUGGUCCUUGAGGUAUCCAGCGUUAAUUUUCGAGAAGCGCCUUCAUCCAUUUCCUUUUCUGGAUCUGGUUUUUUGGCCACCUACCAGUUGGGGGUUGCCCAGUGCUUUGUACAUCAUGCACCGUGGAUACUGCGCAAGGCACCAUGUAUCCUCGGUGCAUCAGCGGGUUCUUUGGUAGCCGCUGCCGUUGCCUGUGAAAUCAACCUGAUUACGAUGAGAAAUGAAAUGCUGCACUUCGCAAAAGCGAUGAACGACUUUACACUCGGACCGUUCAGCCCCUCUGUUGAUAUUCCGCGCUGGUUAAAGUACGUCUUACACAAAUAUCUUCCCACUGAUGCACAUCUCCUCGUAAAUGGACGUCUCGCUGUGGCUGUGACCCGCCUGGAUGAUGGCGAGUACACUGUUAUAACAGAGUACCAGUCCAAAGAUGAUGUCAUACAGACUCUGCUUUGUAGCUGCUUUGUCCCGGGAUAUUGCGGCAUGCUGCCUCCCUCCCUCAAUGGAGUUCAUUAUAUGGAUGGAGGUUUCAGCAAGAUCCAGCCAGUUCUGGCACCACCUAGCCGUACUUUAACAGUGUCUCCAUUCUCUGGAGAGACUGACAUCUGUCCCCCAGACCAACCCUGCAUGUUGGACAUGGUGGUGACUGGGCUCACCUUAAAGGCCAAUUUGGCUAAUGGCCUAAGAUUCUGGAAUGCACUCUACCCCGUAAAGCCAGAGACAGUGGAGCAAGCCUAUCACAGUGGCUACAAAGAUGCCUUUCGUUUUCUUCUCGGCAAUGAGCUUGUCUCAAACAUGAAAAUGAUCCCAAUUUCCGAAGAACUAGACAGCUACUUUCACACUAAAACGCCAACAAUCCGAGAGACCACUCCAGGGGAAGAAGAGGAUGAUGAAAUGGAGACAAAAGUAUUCUCCUUUCUCCAAAACAAUGAAAGCAAUCGGUCCAACACGUCUGCUGAACCUCAAUCUACAAUUGGAAAACUGAGAGUGACAGAACUUCCUCUCUCUUGGGACACGGCAAAGAAUGUUCUGAUGGGCAAUGUGACGAUAUAUGGGCGCAUGCUGGGACCUUCUGGAUUCUUGACCUACUUGCUGCUACCUUUGAUGCUGUUGUUCCAGGCCCUGGUUGAGAUUGAGGAAAUAGUCUGGGUGCUGUUCCAAAAGACUCCAGAAUUGGCUUUUUGGACUUGGUGUAGCCUAAGACAGUUUUCAUUGUUCUUUUUUGGUAUACUGUUCGGUACCUUCAAGAAAAAUCUGAAGGAGAGGGUAUCGCCCAUCAUGCUGAUGUUCAAACGAGCUCAAAACGAGGUUCCAAAAAAGCACAGUCGCCCUCCACGUCGCAAGGAGUUGCCGUGUCCUACUCACUCCGAAAGUAUCAAGUGUGGAAGUAUGCGGUCCAAACCUCCAUUACGCGGUUUAUAAAAUGCCCGAAUUAAGAGUGCUAAGGCUUCUUUAACACACUCCACAAACAGAAAGCAUAUUCGUUAAUGUGCGCUCUACUAUUCACAAUACGUACAUUGUGUAAUAUAUCUCAUAUGCUUUAACAUAAGAUUGAGACAUUAGUGGCUUGGUGCUCAAUACUCCACUCAGUGGUUAUUUUACAAAACUACAUUUUAAGAAAUUGUGUACAGGAAAACUAUUCAUUCUGAAUGAAUAAAAAGG